ACGCAUGUCAAAUGUUUAAGAAUGUGUAGAUGCACCGUCACGUGGUGCAGCUCUGAAUCAUAGACUGGACCUCACCGAGCUGUCUCUCCCAUUCAGGCGCCGGGGCUCGGGCAGCGAACACCAGCGGUCGCUCCCUCUCAGAAACGCUGCCUCAAACAGCUUGGAUCAGUCGCCAUGGCGAUAACUGCUCUUUUGGUUAUAGCUGCAACCGGUUACAGGGAGAGCUUGUAGGGAAUUUCCUCUCUGUUAAGCUCUGUGUCCUGAAUCCGCAGCUGUCUGCAUCAGCAAAGUGUCUUGGCAUCACUUCUCGUCCUUUCUCCGGAGUCAUGUGAAAGGGGUCCAGGGUGGUUGCUCUCGCCGUAGACCGAACCCUCCUCCCCGUCUGCGAGGACGUCCUCUCCCCGACAGCCGCAGUGGCGUAGUGUCCCUGUCUCCGCUGCCCCCUCCCCGGUUCGGUCCGGUUUAUCAACCUGCGCCUCUUCGGCGUACGGCGGAGCCGAGGAUGAGCGAGCAAGGGAAGGGCUCGGCAUCCACCUCCACCGCGGCCCCAGCUCCGGGGUCGGACACCUACAAAGGCUGGCUCUUUAAAUGGACUAACUAUCUGAAAGGGUACCAACGGCGAUGGUUCGUCCUUAGCAAUGGCCUACUUUCCUACUACAGGACACAGGCAGAGAUGGCGCAUACAUGUCGAGGAACUAUAAACUUGGCCACAGCACACAUCGACACAGAGGACGCCUGCAACAUUGUGUUGAGCAGCGGCGGUCGCACAUACCACCUGAAGGCGAGCACUGAAGUAGAGCGGCAGAGAUGGGUUACUGCGCUGGAGUUGGCUAAAGCUAAAGCCAUCCGCAUGAUGAAUGAUCAGUCUGGUGUUGUGACCCAGUCCUCGUGCACAAACUGCUCCAGUUGUGUCAGGUUUGAAGGGCGCCCUCUCCGGACGCCCUGUUUCAGCUCCUUCCACAGACGUUCAGCAGGAUUUAGAUCAGGGGUCAUUUCAGAUGACUCAGGAGAUGAGGAGCCCACAUCGCGGUCGGACCGCAGCGAGAUCCAGGGUACCUUGAAGAUACUUGUCAGCAAGCUUGAUGACCUCGGCACUUGUAAUGACCUAAUCGCCAAGCAUGGAGCCGCCCUGCAGCGUUCCCUCAGUGAACUGGAAGGACUGAAAGUCCCAUUGGAGGGAGGGGAAAAGAUCAAGGCAGUUAACGAGAGAGCCACCCUUUUCCGCAUCACUUCCAAUGCUAUGAUCAAUGCAUGUCGAGACUUUUUGGACCUAGCUGAGACUCACAGCAGAAGAUUGCAGCGGGCGCUGCAAUACGAGCGAGAGCAGCGUACCCACCUAGAGGAGACGAUCGAGCAGCUCGCGAAGCAGCACAACAGCCUUGAGCGAGCGUGGAGAGAAGCACCCACUCAUGCUUCCAGCACAUCCAGUGCCCCAACCACCAGUCAGAGGAGUGAAAGGGUGAACAAAGAAGACGCAAGUGACGAAGAUGAAGAUACUGAGUACUUUGAUGCCAUGGAUGACUCCACUGCGUUCAUAACAGUGACUGCCAGCGAAAACACGCAAUACAAGCGAUCUCAGAGUAAUUUAAGUGGAGCAAGCGGAGGCCAGGCCAGCGACUGGAACCAGGAAGACCAUAUGUCUCCGAUCUGUAAUGAUGUCUCAGCGAAGGAGCCGCUGCGACACAGGCAAAGGCGGACCCAAAUCCCAGACAAACCCAAUUAUUCCCUAAAUUUAUGGAGCAUCAUGAAGAACUGCAUUGGCAAGGAGCUCUCUAAAAUCCCGAUGCCUGUGAACUUUAACGAGCCCCUGUCGAUGCUGCAACGUCUCACCGAGGACCUGGAGUAUCACGAGCUUCUAGACAAGGCGGCGUGCUGUGAGUCUUCCCUGGAGCAGAUGUGCCUAGUUGCGGCCUUUUCCGUUUCCUCGUACUCCACCACCGUCCACCGCAUAGCCAAGCCCUUCAACCCCCUCCUGGGAGAGACCUUCGAGCUCGACCGCCUGGAGGAAUUUGGCUACCGCUCACUGUGUGAGCAGGUGAGCCAUCACCCGCCUGCAGCUGCACAUCACGUGAUUUCCCGAAGAGGCUGGACCUUGAGGCAGGAAAUCACCGUUGCCAGCAAGUUCCGUGGCAAAUACCUCUCCAUUAUGCCUCUGGGUGCCAUUCACCUGCGUUUCCACUCCAGCGGGAACCACUAUGUGUGGCGAAAGGUCACAUCCACGGUGCACAACAUCAUUGUGGGGAAACUGUGGAUUGACCAGUCAGGAGACAUUGAAAUCAUCAACAACACGACAAAGGAGAUGUGCCAGAUGAAGUAUAUACCUUACAGUUAUUUCUCCAGGGAUGUCCCACGAAAGGUAACGGGUGUGGUAACAGACAGUGGAGGCCAGGCUCAUUACAUCCUCUCUGGUACAUGGGAUGAAAAAAUGGAAAGUGCUAAGAUCAUUCAUAGCAGCGAAGGGGCCAACGGAUCAGAAGGAAAGCAGAAGACAGUCUAUCAGACCUUACCUCCCAAACUCCUGUGGAAGAAAUACCCUCUACCGGAAAACGCUGAGAACAUGUACUACUUCUCUUCUCUGGCUCUGGUGCUGAACGAGCCGGAGGACGGGGUGGCGCUGACCGACAGCCGGCUGAGACCCGACCAGAGGCUGAUGGAGGAAGGCCGGUGGGACGAGGCGAACGCUGAAAAACAGAGGCUAGAAGAGAAACAAAGAGCUGUGAGACGGCGAAGGGAAGCAGAGGCCACAGGUGCACUGGAUGAAGGCAAAAACUAUGAAGGCUACCAGCCGCUGUGGUUUCACCAGAGGAGGGACUCGAUCACUGGAGAGGCAAACUUUGUGUACAAGGGAGGUUACUGGGAGUCGAAGGAGAGAGAGGACUGGAGCAUGUGCCCUGAAAUCUUUUAGCUCAGGAGCUCGUCUCGGAUGACACCGACCUCACCGGACAAGGAGCCGCCCGGCCUCUGGGCUGCGGGCUGUAGAACAAAGCCGGCUUAUGACCACCACAAGGACCUAUAGAAGUGUGAGAAAGUGUGUUUCACACAAUAUCUGAUUACACAUUACCUCCAAAAGUGUUUUGUUUAUUUUGAACUUAGAAGACGGGGCGUUCCCUCAGCAGUCCUCCCUGCACAGUGCUGAUUCUCUGCUGCUCCUCUAAUAAACUCAGUGCACUUUUCCAGAAUUCACUCCACUACAGACUAACAGCAGCUGGACAGAAAUUUCAUAUGAAUGCCGAUUCUUACUGGUCUGAAGAAAUUAUCAAGAGCCACACUGAAACACAACAGUGUUGAAUACACACGUCAGUGUUUCCUCUGAAAGACAAACAUCUUCACAUGUCAAUCAGUAAAACCCUUAAUCUCAGUAAUCCCAGUUAACUAUAAAACCUAAUUAUCUCCCUGAUUACAUGGAGAAGAUUACAAUCAGGUUGAUUUUAAAAAUAGUGAUAAGACUUAUUAUAUGCUAUACACUGAACUACUGAAUAGUUUAAAAUGCAGAUCAGACAGCUCAAGUGCAAUUAUAGGAAAAUCAUUAGAGAGGAAAACUGAAUUUUGAAGUAAAUAGUUUUUAAAGUAUGAACGCCAGGCUGCCAAAAAACUCUACUACAGUAUAUUAAAUAAGUAAAUAAUUAAGUGAGUUAGUCAGAUUUUGUACAAAUAAUUUUUUUAUUUAAUUAAUUUGAUAUAUCACAUGCCAGAAAGCUAUUUUAUUUGAAGUGAAAGUUGGUGUUUCUCUUAACCCAUGAGUAUAGAGAUGCAGUUUUUAUUUUUAGGAGACCCUUUAUGUAGUCAGAGCAAAAUGACAUUUGAUGGAUACUUUGUAUAAAUAUUUUAAAUUAAAGUUGCCUCUUUGAUCUGUCAUCCAAAGAUCCUUCAGAUAUUUUUCCAUUUGUGAUUGCGAUUAGCUAAAUUAUAUAAGAGUGGUGGAAACAUUUAGGUGGCACACAGUAUGUUCUGCAUUAGUGCCAGAUCAAAACAUUUAUUUCACAUUUACUGAACUCUUCAUUAAGACCUUUAAAGCACUUUUUGCUGUGGUUUACUGGUUCUGUGCUUCUCAACUUGUGAGUUGAGAAACAUGGCAGCCAUAGAAUAAUUUUUGAACGAUGGAGAAAACAAUAGAUCAAAGGUUUUUACAUAUCGGAGUUGAAACUGUUUGUAAUCACCUUCACCAAUGUUAUGUCACUAAAUGAGGGCCGGUCAUUUCACCUCUUUGCCAAUUCUUAUCUUUGAAGCUUCGAUAAUUUAAUUUAUUCUGUUGAAGGAUAUUUUGCACCAAACAUGUUUCAGUUUCUACCCACCUGGAGAGCGUUUCAUACCUGCUUUGAUGACAAAUGGUUUAAAGUCAAUUCUGUAAUAAACAGAAAUGACUUUAUUGUAGAAAUUAUUGAUAUAUUGUUGUAGAAAUAAUAUAUUGCUCAGGGCCUCCGGAGGUCCCAGUCCGCCAUAUUUUAUCAGCUUAAUGGCCUACAUUAAAUCAAUAUGAAUAGAAAAUGGGUUUAAUUUCAAACUCUGUACAUAUACAAUCAUACAUGGGAGUUCACCAUUUCAUAACUAUCCCCAUAAUUUAUUAUAAUACCUAAUAAUCAAAACAAAAAUAGAAAGCUGUGCAGUGGUUAGGGUGUAUGACUAAAAUUAUUUUUGUUUUUUAACAAGUUAUGAUGGAAUGUCAUGACUAGGUGUAGGUAAACAUGCAGAUUUGAAUUGAUGAAGUUGUGAAUUAACCUGUAGCCUCCUGAAUAGAUUUUAAUUGUCAGAUUUAAACAGAGGGUGUAACUCAAGGGUUUAUCUGAUCGUAGAAUCAAAAACCUUUUCAUUUUUGCACUUUUUUCUCAUUGACUUUAGAGCAACCAUUUUCACUUGUGCCAACAAUCACAGGCGUCAACCACGAUGUCGAAACUCUAAAAGGUUGUGAACCGCUGGACUAAAAGUGAGUGCAGAUGGCCUGAAUUGAUGUUUAGAAAUCUCCCCUCUGUGCAUGUUCUUUACCUUGUUUUCUGGUGCUCACACACAGCCUCGCCCUCUGUAACCCCGUGGUGAUUGUACAAAAAAAACAAAUCUGCACCUUAUCACUGACGCGUUUGUUGGUUAUCAGAUCAUUCAGCCUGCGACUUGUUGGUGUUUCUUACUCGAAUCCCACCAACUCUUCCAUCAGCAGUGGCUCUGAGACUAGAGGGAAUCCCGCCUGUGUGUGAGCCUGGAGCGGUCUGCACGCGGCGCUGCAGGGGGAAUCAGCUGACAGGCGGGUAAAGAUGGUUGCAGAGGCAGACAGGGCUGGUUCCUGUUGCACUCCACUGUGUGGUCGGCUGCAGCCACAGAGGACUGUCUCAGCUGCUGCUGCUGCUUUGACACCAAAUCACAACUCCUUCACUGUUUGCGAACAUGCUGAUCUGGGAUCAGCACACAAAGAUACACAGAGUCUUUUUGCCUUUAACUGACUGAAUAAGGGAACGAGUCCCCUGACCUGUGCACUACGAGUCUAUGGUGACAAGAGUUUAAAAAAAAAAUUAGUAUUUUUUUGUAAUUAUUAUUAGGAAUGUAGAAAUCAUGGCUGGAGGUAAUUGUACCUACUGUCUAGUCAAUUUGUGUGAAUAUUUUGUCAUAAUAUUGUAAAAAUGAUGAAUAGUUCUACUAAACUAUGUAUGAAGCAUCUGUACAGAAAUUACAGAGAGCCUGAAGGAUUUAUUGUCACUUUUAACUUCUAACCUGAACUGAUUCUGUCUGAGUUAACCCUGAGAAACCUGUAAUUUGGCCAAAAAACUGUCUUAACACAAUAAAAUGUGCUUUUGAUAGAGUCCUUAAGGCUCACAUGUUAGAAAUGUUUUACUCUGAUGUGAUGAUGUGGAGAAAAUAAUAUUUUCCCAUUUGUCCUGAUUGAUUGAAGAAGAUUUUUGGUUUGAGAAUACAAGAUCAUAAAAUGA
Molecule: messenger RNA, 5912 nt
Organism: Gambusia affinis (western mosquitofish)
Lineage: Eukaryota; Metazoa; Chordata; Actinopteri; Cyprinodontiformes; Poeciliidae
Gene: osbp2b
Product: oxysterol binding protein 2b
Exons: 15
Coding region: 503-2905 (800 amino acids)
Cellular component (GO): cytosol; intracellular membrane-bounded organelle; membrane
Molecular function (GO): cholesterol binding
Source: RefSeq, a predicted model, not a curated record